Messenger RNA from Esox lucius (northern pike), 1296 nucleotides. RefSeq lists its product as uncharacterized. Bases 142 to 1200 code for a protein of 352 amino acids. The transcript has 5 exons. The record is from RefSeq and is a predicted model, not a curated record. Lineage: Eukaryota; Metazoa; Chordata; Actinopteri; Esociformes; Esocidae.
UAAAAUGCUCUUUUUGAAAAUGUACCGUACAAUAUAACAUAGGUGCAUAUUGUACAUGAGUUUGCACCACUUGUUUGUAUUUACAGUCAGGUAACGUAAAGUUGAAUACACCUCAGAAGCAACAACCUCCAGUGCACAGGGAUGGACCGAACUGUGUUCCUCCUCCUGCUCUUCACAGGGCUGUCUGUUCUCCCCCCAUGCCUCUCCGUCCAGUAUCACUUUAUAGCUGAACCAGGGACCUUGACUGACGCUCAGAGUAACUGCACACAGAACUACACUGGCCUGGGAACUGCAGAGAACAUGAGAGAAAUUGACAUGUUUAAUAUCGUUACUGCACACUGGAAGGAAACAACCUGGUUAGAGCCAGGAAACGGCACCUGGAGGUGGUCGCUUGACGGAACAGAGUUAAAAGGGGAGGGGUUUUGGGAGCAUAAACAACCAGAUUUUCAAGAUAACAAUGAGUUUUGCGUGUUUGUUGAAGCUGAGAAGUGGCAUGAUGAACAAUGUGACAAGAUACAUUCUUUUGUAUGCUAUGAUGAACACAAUCACCCCAAUGAGUACAUCCACAUUGUCAACUUACAAAAGAAGUGGGCUGAAUCACAGCAGUACUGUAGACAAAACCACACAGACCUGGCCAUUGUGAGGAACUCAGCAGAGUGGGAGAAAGUGAAGAACAUCUCUCUCUCAUCUAAUAAUAACAGUGUGUGGAUUGGCCUGCGUAAACUUCCUUGUGUCUGGGGUUGGUCCAACAACACUGGCAGCUGCUCAAUGGACAAUGUGAAUAGGGGACCUGCAAAUGAAAAUAAGUGUCCUGAAAAACGUCCUUUUAUCUGCUAUGAUGAUGAGCUGGUCCUGGUCAAUGAGAACAAGACGUGGUCAGAAGCCUUGUGGUCCUGUAGAGACAAGGGGAUGGAGCUGGUGUCUGUCCUAAACCAGAACAUCCAGAACUGGGUCCAACAGAGAGCAGACAAUGCCUCCAGUCCCUUCGUCUGGCUGGGCCUGAGAUACAGCUGCACAUUGAACUUCUGGUUCUGGGUCAGUGGAAAUUAUUCCUGCUACCAGAACUGGGCUGAUGGGCAGGGCCACAACACCGAGCAAUGUGAGAUCACAGGUGCCAUAAAGACAGAUGGGGGACACUGGUCCAGCCUGCCUGAGACUGACAGACACAACUUCAUCUGCAGCAAGAGUCAUGAUUACUAGGACCAGACCUAUUCUCUGAACCAGCUCCACACUAGAGCUCAACACCUUGUUCCAGAUCCUGUUCUGAUUUAUGUUACAUAAGGUGAUUUAUCAAUC